Molecule: messenger RNA, 6674 nt
Organism: Coregonus sp. 'balchen'
Lineage: Eukaryota; Metazoa; Chordata; Actinopteri; Salmoniformes; Salmonidae
Source: the annotation of a GenBank genome assembly
AAACAAGGAAAAAAGACCGGUGGAAAAUCUAUAGUAGUAAGGGACAGGCUAGCUGCACCUGUCAAAUAUUGGGCCUUUCCCUUGUGCCCGAAAGGUAGGCUCUGAUAACUACACAUUUUGUAAAGGUACUAAAUACAUUGUUUAGUUUAAAAUAACUGAGUUGCGGAUAUCUGCGCGUGCAACGUAGCUGGGUCUCUGCUGCUUAGUUAGCCAACUAGCUAGCUAGCUAACAUCUGCUAAUCGAUAAUCAUGGACCAUAUUUCUUAGCACUGUUUAUUUAUUUUUAUUCUGAAGGUUAGCAGGUAGCUAGCUAGACUAACACUGUAGAUGCCUACAAUGGCGCGAGGGGAUGACUAAAAACUACAUUAAUACUAUUGAAUGGGGCUUUGUUUCCAGUGGUCCAGCUGAGCCAGUCUGAGAGGUACAAGGCAACAACAACAUGGGACUGCUGUCUGACCCAAACCGAAGGCGAGCCCUGACCAACCUUCUCACCCGUCUCAAUGCACCAAUAUGGUGAGUCCUUCCUGGCAGAAUAUCAAUGAUAGAGUAUUGAAGAAUUUGCUGGGGAAGUGGAAUGUAACAGGGCAUCCUCUUCAUGCACCUAAUCCACUUUGUACCAUUUACCUCUAACUGUGUAUGAUGCAAAUGCUUUGAACUGAUAUAAAGAUGUCUCCCCAGUGUUAUGUGCUACCUGGCGGGUGUGGCAUGGUUCAUGGGCUUGGCCUUCGAGCCGUUCACCCUGCGCACCUACAUGUCAGAGAACGCCAUGGGCUCCACUAUGGUGGAGGAACGCUUCCCAGCAGGCGAGAGGGCUCUGGCCACCGGCAGGGAGUUUGCUGCCCACAAGAAGAAAGUAGGGUGAGUCAGACUAAUAAGCCUUCGUCGUAUAGCCUAUCACUAGUGUUAGGAGUUUAUCUUGUUCAUGUGACCAGGAAAAACUCUCACCCCUAGUGAUCACUAACCCCAACUUUGGGAUUCAGUGCUUAUCCUACCUAUCACAAAUCCAGCUAUAAUAAUGAUAACCCCUCCCACAAUAUUCCUUCUGUGUUUCACCUAUUUUCUUCUCCCUUCCUCUCUUCUCUCCGUAGUGGGAUGCCGGUGGAUUGGCUGGUGAAGACCAUGCAGUCUCGAGGGCUUGAAGUGUUCACUCAGAGCUUCACCCGCAAGCUUCCCUUCCCAGAUGAAAACAAAGAGAGAUAUGUGAGUGUGGGCAGAGACAAAGAUGUCUACAUAUUAAACAUAAGCUCCUAUUUUAUCUUGGUGCACACACACACUCUCACACAGACACAUUCCUUCUCUGUAUCUCUACACAGGCUUUAAUUUCUUCUCUUUCUCUCACUCAUCCUUCUCUCUGUUUGUCUCGGUCAGAUGGUGCGGGGCACUAACGUGUAUGGGAUCCUGCGGGCCCCCAGAGCCCCUCGUACUGAAGCCCUGGUGCUGAGUGCCCCCUGUAGUGAGGGAAACAACAACAACCAGGCAGUAGGCCUUCUGCUGGGCCUCGCCCAGUACUUCAGGAGUAAGCAUACUACUAUUACUUACAUUUACACACAGACCAUUGCCAAAGCUUGAAUUGAUCUGUCAAUGAUUGGUCUCUUCUCAGGUCAGAUCCACUGGGCUAAGGAUAUUAUCUUCCUGGUGAAUGAACAUGACCUGAUCGGCAUGCAGGCCUGGCUGGAGGGAUACCACCACACCAACACCACUGGUCAGUACACUGGCAGUACCUGCAUCUCUGUAAUGAUGCAACAUUUACCUGGAGCUAACCCUGCAGAUAGCACUACUGGGUGAUCUGAAAAGUCAUAGUCAAUCGAUCAAUAAUAAUAAUAAUACUUUUAGCAAAAAUGUUUAUUUUCAAUUUACAAUCUGUAGAAACAAUGAGAAUAAAAGGGUUCAGAACUUUUGUGAAACAUCUCAGUACAGUUGAAAAAUAUAUGGCAAAUAGAAAUCCAAUAUGGAUGGUGUUAAGAGAUAGAUGGGAGGUGUUGACUGGAGCUGAAGGAUGGUACUAAUAACAACUAAUAACAACAAGAUAACUAAUGUAAAGCAUACUGUGGCCAUAAUAAGUAUAUAGGUUACAGGUUGAGAGCUUUUGUGAAAGAGCACAGUUAGAAAGAUAUGGCAUAUAGAAGCAAACCCGAUGGACAUCAUGAAAAUGAUUGGAGAGGUUGAGGGUGGAGGAGGUUCAGGAGUAAAAACAAACAAAAUGGAAUUAUUGUAAAAUUGACUGUGUAUAUAUUUAUAUAUAUAUAUAUAUAUAUAUUUAUAUAUAUAUAUUUAUAUAUUUGCAAAAAGAACAUGGGGGAUUGGAAGUGAUGCAGACAAUUACAUUGAUGGAAGUUACAAUCCAUCUGCAAUAUUAAAGCUGAUCUACCCCCAAAAUAUUUUGUGUUUUUUUUAAAAGUAAAAAUAAAUGAUGUAACCCUGUAAUGCACCAGUCGUAGAGACACCAUUAUGGACUCUGUAUGUAUUCUCAAUGUCUCUAUACCAGGGCUCUCCAAUCCUGUUCCUGGAGAGCUACCGUCCUGUAGGUUUUCCCUACAUUUCUAAUCUAGCACACCUGAUUCUAAUAAUUAGCUGGUUGAUAAACUGAAUCAGGUUAGUUACAGCUGUCCAGGAACAGGGUUGGAAAACCCUGUUCUAUAGAAUCAACCCUGGCACCACUGUGCCUCUCGCUGGAUCCCCCAGGUGGUGACUGGUCUCCACUGCAGGGAAGAGGUGGCUCCAUCCAAGCAGCUCUGUCUCUGGAGCUGAGCAGUGACGUCAUCACCAGUCUGGACCUGGUUCUGGAGGGGCUGAACGGCCAGCUGCCAAACCUGGACCUGGCCAACCUCUUCUACGCCUUCUGCCAGAAGAUAGGGGUCUUAUGUACCAUCCAGGGCAAGGUAGGGAAGAAAUCCAAAUGCCAGUACUUAUUGAGUAAGUAAGGUAUUUGACCUAGUUGCAGAAAGUACAUACUGUAGAUGUUUAAUGCUUUCAGAGAGGCCUAAUAAUAGCACACCAUAGACGUUUUGUCUUGUGACUUCCUCUAUGCCAGGUAAGGAGAAGCCAGUAAUGACAUGAUGUAAUAACAUGUUUAAUUGCCUGAUUGUCAUGCUGACUGUCCUCUCUCCAUCCAGCUCCAGAGGAACGACUGGGACACCACAUCGGGCUACAGCCACGCGGCCCAGACCAUGAUGUUGAUGGUGUUGAAGCAGGCCAGUGGGCGGCCCUGGGGGGACCACGGCCUGUUCCUCAGAUACCACAUAGAGGCCGCUACCAUCAGGGGCAUCAAUAGCUUCAGACAAUACAAGACAGACACCACCACCAUCGGCAGGUCAGCUACUGAUGUCCAAGCUUCAAUUCAGAUGAUCAGAAAACCUUUGAAUUCAUCUCUUGUCAUUUCUAUGGAGACAUUUUCACAGUGAAAAUUCCAUGGAAAUGAACCUCUGUGUGUGUCCCUCAGGCUCCUGGAGGGGAUGUACCGGAAGCUGAACAACCUCCUGGAGCGUCUGCACCAGUCCUACUUCUUCUACCUCAUGCCCUCGCUCUCUCGCUUCGUCUCCAUUGGUUACUACAUGCCCGCCUUCGGCCUGCUGGCUGUCAUUCUGCUGUUGCGUGUAUCCUUGCACCUCUGGGACAAUAGGGGAUUCUAUUUUUAUUUAACUGUUAUUUAACCAGGUAGUCCCAUUGAGGUCAGAAUACCUUUUUCCCAAGGAAGACCUGGCCAAGAGAGGUGGAAGGUUGAGAUGCGCUUGUGUUGGAAUUAAAUGGACAUAAAGGAUAUUCAUUUUGGUCUAUUCUCUAUAUUAGUCAAUUACAUAAAAAAUACAUUAGGUUAGUCAAAAGGCCUGAUGGGGGUUCAUGAUAUGCAUGCGUAGUUAAGCUGAAUGUUCAACUUAAUUAAAGAUGGAAUCCGCAGUAGGGGAAACAGUACCACUGUCCGCCCCAAUGCCGUUGUUAUUGUUUUUGUUUUGUGAAGGUGAGGAGCGUCGCACAACGUGGUAAAAAAAAUUGCAGUACAUUCUGCUCUUCAGCGCGCGUGCGAUGAUGUCCAUGGGGCAAACGGAUGUGGCAGUUUCACCAUUAAGGAUUCCAGCUUUAAGUCAUGAUGAGAUUGCGCUGCAUGAGGCUGUGUAUAUGUUGAUGAUGGUUUAAUGUACUGGUGCUCUGGUGCCUAUCAGUAUUGUCCUUAAUGGCAGUAACAGGCCUUAGACCUGUGGGUUCAGCUAGGCGCUUCUCCACCAGGAACAGAGGAGGGGCUGGCUGGGGGAGAGCAGGUCAGUCAUGGAGUAAUAAACAAGCUGUGUGUGUGUGUGUGUGUGUGUGUGCGCGCGCCUCUGGUACAUGUAUGUAAUGUGUAACUAUAGUAUCUACCUUUUUAUAUCUCUAGAAGUCAACAAAACCAAUUGGUCUAUGUCAGUAUAAUUGACUCUUUCCUCCGCUGUCUCCAUCAGCCCUCCAGCCCAGGGGUCCUGUCUAUCCUGACUCCAGUAGUGAUCAGUCACAUGACAGGGGUGGCUCUGUACACCCUCCCUAUCCUCUCUCAGGAGAUGGCUGUGCAGCACUUCCCUGUGUCUGAAACGGAAGCUGUGGUCCUCACUGCUAUAGCUAUCUACACAGCAGGCCUGGCCCUGCCACACAACACACACAGGUACACACACACACCCUCUCAUCUCUCUCACAUAUACAGACAUACAAAAACACAACCUGCAUCAGCCAUUUUAUCUCACAGACUAAAUAUGCAUAUAAUAUGCCAGGUUUGAAUUUUAAUUUAGGAGCACCAUUGUGCCUAGAACAAAAUCACCCAGAUGAUAAUUGUUGCAACGCUUACUUCACUGUACUUGUUACCUCAAAUAUUUUUAAUUGUGCUCCUACAUUUCUUUGUGUGCUCACAUGCUACUUGUAAAAAAGGUCAGCGUAGAGCCCUGCAAGGUUUUACGCGUAUUAUUAAAAUGUAUUUUAUCCGUCCACUGUGUCCACAUUGUGAGCAGAUUAUCUAGUGCCUCCCUGUAUGCAAAUUAUUUGACCGAAAUUCUUUCAAAAUAAUAUGAAUACAUUUAUUUUAAAUCAAUUACUGUAUUGUGAUACCUGUCAAUGAUUUUAGAGGAUGGUAUAAUGAUGAUUUAAAUGGUUUGAACAUCCAGAUCUGUUUACACUUCAUUGAUAUCCAGACACAAUGCAUGCCUGACUACCCACGGAGGUGGCCAGGAAGUUCUGAUCACAAUCAGAUCACGAUGUGUCUUUUAAUCGUUUACACCUGUCUAUAAUUUUGGUCACAAUCAGAAUGUGGACAAGAUCAGGACAAAGGGCGCAUGUUAGCACCAGGUAUAAAUGGGGCUUUUAUCUCUCGCUCUCUUUCUCCCCCAGGCUUCUGCAAGGAGAGGGCACAGAGCAGGGCUGGAGAGUGCUGAAGCUGGUGGCUCUCCUCUACCUGGCCGUGUUACUGGGCUGCACUGCCCUUAUCAACUUCUCCCUGGGCUUCAUCCUGGCUCUGUCCCUGGUGCCCAUCGCUGCCUUCAUCACACCACACACGCCCAAGUAAUAUUCUCAUCACUCUCACACACCCACAACUUUCUCCCGGUGUUGGGUGAUUUCUUAUAGAAGUAAUAAUUCUCAAUAUGUUGUGUUCUCAGUGAUGUUUCACUCUCUAGUUUAAUGUCUGAGUGCACAGUGCAGUGUUAGUUCUAUUGUCCCUGUGCGUGAAGAUAGUGUGUGUGUGUGUGUGUGUGUGUGUGUGUGUAAUGGCUCCCUCCCCCUCUUGUCGACUGUCUGAGUGCUGUAUUAAUGUUUCUCCUUCCAGGGUUCUGUAGUAAUGUCUUUACCCUCUCCCCAGGGCUCUGUCUGCAGCCAUCAUGGUGCUGUUAAAUCUCUCCCUACCAGCGUUGUGUAGUAACAUCUUUACCCUCUCUCCCCAGGGCUCUGUCUGCAGCCAUCAUGGUGCUCCUGAGCCCCGGCUGCACUCUGCUCUACUGCGUCUUCCUCUUCCAGGAGUUGCAGGAGACCCCUGUCUCCCUGCAAGACGGUUGGAUGCUCUUCCUGUCCGUCAUCUCCCAGGGCAUCCUGGACCACGCCCUCUAUGGCUCAUUGGUCUAUCCACUCCUGGCUCUGCUGAUCUACCCCUGUUGGUUGCUGCUCUGGAACAUCCUCUUCUGGAAGUAAACAACAGGUAACUGGGGGAAGACUGGUCCCAGACCUGCCUUUAUAUGGGAACUAUCUAUCCUGAGAUGUGAAACUGGUCUUGCCUUUAUGGAAUGAAGGUGUUUCCCCAAGGAGUAGACUGACUUGCCCAGAAGGAAUAGGAAGGGGGAGUGGUUAAGUGUAUUGGGUUGGGCUUGUGUGGCGGAAUUACAACUAAAAGGUAAUAUUGGGUUCAGGGCUUGUGUGCAUGGGAUUGGUUUGGUUUGGUUUAUGGUACCUGAAGGAAUAAAUAAUGCCCUGUUUGCUUUUUGGUUAUGUUAUUGGGCCUGAGUGGAUAUUCUAAGGGAUGAAACUGAACAAAAAUGUUUAAGGAAGCAGCAUCCUUAAGCCAACCUCUUGUGCAACUGAAGCCCUCCCGAAAACGUCCAUAAUAUACUGUAUGAACUAAGAAUUGUCUUUGCUUUAAAAGUUUUUUUAUACUUGUUUGUUUCAAUUAACUUUAUUUGAACCAUGUGUACAGACACUCAUUUAUAAAUGCUCAAAUAAAAACGUAACUCAAA